AUGGUCUUGAGCGAAAUAAACGACGAUUUGCCAAACAUUGAUUUGCAGGAUUGCCGGAAAAUUCUGACAAGAUUAUUGAAAUAUCCGCCAUCUCAGAUCAAAGAUGCAUCAUUAUGUCAAAUGAUUGAAGAUGUUC
Messenger RNA from Acaulospora morrowiae, 136 nucleotides. The record is from the annotation of a GenBank genome assembly. NCBI's taxonomy places the organism in Eukaryota, Fungi, Glomeromycota, Glomeromycetes, Diversisporales, Acaulosporaceae.